AUGUACUACCCUCAUUCCGCUCCUCCCCCUCCGCAGGGGUGGCAUGGGGACUACCCUCGCCAGCAGCCUGGAUAUUGGCCUCCCCCGCACCAAGGAUACUACCCCCCGCAAUACCCCCCGUCAGGCCCGCCACCUCCUCAACAGUACAAUCACUAUCCACCCCCUUCACAUUAUCCCUCGCCUGGUCCAUACGGUCCCACCCACACGCCAACCCCACCUCCGCAAUCCUCAUCGCCUUAUGGGCAAUACCAGGGUCACAGCCGCUCGCAAUCAUGGCACAUGCCUCCGCGUCCGCCGCAGGAGGCGCAGCACUUUGGUCGGGGAGCUCCGUCCAACUACCGAUUCCAGUACUCCACAUGUACGGGGCGCCGGAAAGCGCUUCUGAUCGGGAUCAACUAUUUCGGGCAACCGAACGCGCUGCGCGGCUGUAUCAACGAUGUCGCCAACAUGUCGAACUUCUUGCACGAGAAAUUCGGCUACCGGAGGGAGGACAUGGUCAUUUUGACCGAUGAUCAGAAAAACGCCAUGAGUGUGCCGACCAAGGCCAAUAUCCUGCGCGCGAUGCAGUGGCUGGUGAAGGAUGCUCAGCCGAAUGAUUCGCUGUUCAUUCAUUUCUCAGGUCACGGUGGACGAACCCCAGAUCUCGACGGAGACGAGGAGGAUGGCUACGACGAUGUCAUAUAUCCUCUGGAUUACCGUACUGCUGGACACAUUGUGGAUGAUGAUAUGCAUGCUAUCAUGGUCCGUCCUCUUAGACCUGGUGUCCGAUUAACCGCCAUCUUCGAUUCGUGUCACUCCGGUACUGCCCUCGAUUUACCCUAUGUGUACUCGACACAGGGUAUUCUGAAAGAGCCCAACCUGGCCAAAGAGGCAGCGCAAGACCUAUUCAGUGCUUUCCUCUCGUACGGCAAAGGCGAUCUGGGUAGCAUGGCGCAGACGGCUAUUGGGUUCUUCAAAAAGGCAGCCAUUGGCGACUCCGCCCGACAGCGCACGGUGAUGACCAAGACCUCUCCAGCGGAUGUGGUCAUGUUUUCGGGGUCAAAGGACACGCAGACAUCCGCGGAUACAUUCCAGGACGGAGAAGCUCGCGGAGCGCUGAGUUGGGCGUUCAUCAAAUCAUGGACGCAACAGCCGAACCAGAGCUACCUGCAACUGCUGAACUCGAUUCGAUCGGAGUUGGAAGGGAAAUAUACGCAAAAGCCGCAGCUGAGCUGCAGUCAUCCCUUGGAUGUCAACCUACAAUUCCUUAUGUGA
Molecule: messenger RNA, 1254 nt
Organism: Aspergillus melleus
Lineage: Eukaryota; Fungi; Ascomycota; Eurotiomycetes; Eurotiales; Aspergillaceae
Product: caspase family protein
Exons: 8
Coding region: 1-1254 (417 amino acids)
Biological process (GO): proteolysis
Molecular function (GO): cysteine-type endopeptidase activity
Source: RefSeq, a predicted model, not a curated record